AUGAUGUUGACGCCACUAAGAAAUUUAAGCGUGCUACAAAAUCAACGUUUCAUAUGGCAUAACAGAUCACGAGAUGAAUGGAGAUUGACAUUAAAGUAUUAUGCUUGUGAGAUUACUGAUUCUGAUCGGUUGUUUUAUAGAGAAAAUAUUUUUUUGGUUCUCAUUGAAUCACUUAAACGAUCAAAUGGCCAGCAACAUGAUCCGCCACAAUAUCAACAUAACAUUAACUUGUUGACAUUUUCAGUAGUUAACUCAGUGGAGUCUCUCAUAGUGCAGCAAAUUCAAUGCAAAUGCAAGAAAUGUAACGAUACAACAAUAAAAACUCCGGCAGUUAUAGAAUUUCUAGACGAACAGUAUUAG
Messenger RNA from Clunio marinus, 360 nucleotides. NCBI's taxonomy places the organism in Eukaryota, Metazoa, Arthropoda, Insecta, Diptera, Chironomidae. The record is from the annotation of a GenBank genome assembly.